CAGUAUAAAAUAUAGCUGUCACAAAAUUUAUGCACACACAAGUUCUUUGCACUUCAGAAAGAACAUGGAGACCAUACUGGUAUUCGUCUUCGUGCUGAUUUCGGAAGUUACAAUCCGAGAUGUGGCUGCAUUUCCCGAUCAACAAGACUAUGGUGCCCUAGCAUUGGGUCCAGAUUAUAGUCCCUAUGGCCCGGGAAUUGGUCCCAGCUAUGGUAGUGGGGUUUUAGGAGAUACACUUACCAUGCCAGACCACAAGUUCAAUCCAGAUCCUAAGGUACAAUUAGAGAAAUUCGAAGUGCCACAAACCAUUAUAUUGCCGAGUCCUAAACCUGUUUAUUACAAUAGACCAGUCCACGUAGCAUCGAUAAAAACAGUCCCUUCUGAGAAUUCAAAAUAUUUCAAAGUUAUUUUAAAUAAUGGUGUACCAGUCAGACACGUUCGUGACUGGCAUAUUAAAUUGUAUAAGCCCUUUCCAGUUUUUGUCAAUAAGCUCGUGAAAGUACCUGUGCCGUGUCCAGUCAUUGUUCCAAUUGCACAGCCGUACCCAGUCAAGAUUUUCAAGGAUGUGCCAGUUGGUGUAAAAAGUGUCGUACCUGUAAAAAUACCGUGUUAUUACCCAGUGGUAAAGUACAAUCGUCUGUCAGUACCUUAUCCGCAGUACUAUCCAGUAAAAGUGACAGUUCCCAGCCCCUGCAUGAAAGGUGGCCUCAUUGUUGCACCUGGUGUUGAAGGUCUAAAUGGUGCACCUGAUGUAGAGGGCCUUUAUGAUGCGCGUGUUCUAGAAGUUCCUAAUGAUGCACCUAAUCCUGUAGGCCCAUUUAGUGCUCCAGGUUUGGGAGAUUCACUUUAUGGUUCUGGUUUUGGAGUUGACGUAGGAAAACUUAGUCCUGGAAUUUCCGGUUCUGGUCUUGGAGGUCCUAUUGAUGCUUCUACUUUAGGAGGUCAAUUUGGUACGCUUGAAUUUGGAGGUUACCAAAAUGUUUUUGGUUCUGGAAAUUUCGUUGGUGGUCCCGGUGUUGGUGGUGCUAUCAACCCAGGUCUUCAAGAUGUCUUUGGUGGUGUUCCGGUAAUUGGAGAUCGCUUUAGCGGCCAUGGUCCUGUUGGGGAUUAUGGACAUGCUUCGUGCGCUUAAUAAAACAUUUUGACCUCAAAUAGUUUAUUUUAAUUUAUGUAUAACGAUGUAUUUUCUUUUUUAAUAAAUCUAAGUGAAGUGUUCAGGAUAGCAUAAAUGUCACCUACAAUUAUUUAUAUUUAUAAUGAAUUUAUUUUUACUACUGAUGAUAAAAUUAUUUACUUUUGUAAUUAAUGCUCAAUGUAUAUAUAUAUAUAUAUGUAAAUAUAAAACUUUUUUUGUUUCCCUUUAUAUUUGCAUUAAAUAAAUUUCAUGAAAUUAA
Messenger RNA from Bacillus rossius redtenbacheri, 1394 nucleotides. RefSeq lists its product as uncharacterized. The record is from RefSeq and is a predicted model, not a curated record. The transcript is spliced from 2 exons. NCBI's taxonomy places the organism in Eukaryota, Metazoa, Arthropoda, Insecta, Phasmatodea, Bacillidae. The coding region runs from base 65 to 1132 and encodes 355 amino acids.